Baudoinia panamericana UAMH 10762 is the source of this 447-nucleotide messenger RNA. RefSeq lists its product as uncharacterized. The coding region runs from base 1 to 447 and encodes 148 amino acids. The record is from RefSeq and is a predicted model, not a curated record. Lineage: Eukaryota; Fungi; Ascomycota; Dothideomycetes; Mycosphaerellales; Teratosphaeriaceae. The transcript has a single exon.
AUGGCCACAGCUCGACCAACACCAUCAAGCGACGAACGUCAGGCCACCACUCCCUCAGACAGCCGCCCUGUUGAUGGGUCUGGCUUCAAGCCGAGAAGUCCGCUUCAGCCGAUGCCUAGCAAAGAGACGGUGCCCAACAACUUGCGUAUCACCAUGUGGCUGAAACUCGAAGACUUGCGUGGGCGCGUCGCGAUCCACGUCGGUCUGACAGAUAGCGUGCAGGAAGUAUUUGACAAGGCCCAGCAAAGCUUGGCACGGCGGAUACAGGGCAGCGCCAUACAGGCAUUCAUCAUAACGUCCAUUAAUGGCAAAGAGGAAGAGGAUCCAAUGUACAUUGGAGCGCACGAUGUCACCACUUGGAAGGAGCUCCUGGAAACUGUUACGAUCGCUGCGACAGGGGUCAGAGUCGAAAUGAAGGCUGAUGUGGAAGUCCACCAGAAGGCUUAA